Molecule: messenger RNA, 3226 nt
Organism: Onychostoma macrolepis
Lineage: Eukaryota; Metazoa; Chordata; Actinopteri; Cypriniformes; Cyprinidae
Gene: epor
Product: erythropoietin receptor
Exons: 8
Coding region: 148-1743 (531 amino acids)
Biological process (GO): hemopoiesis; cytokine-mediated signaling pathway; positive regulation of cell population proliferation
Cellular component (GO): external side of plasma membrane; membrane
Molecular function (GO): protein binding; cytokine receptor activity
Source: RefSeq, a predicted model, not a curated record
UUGAACACACUAUCAGCUUAUCGGAUGAGAUGCACGUAACUGUUCAUGUUGUCCGCAAAACAAUUUGGACGAAAAGCCAACCUGGAAAGGAGGAUACACCUUUCAGCACCGUUAUGCAGAGCAGUGAUGCAUUUGUAAUAUAAAUGGAUGACAAAAAUGAGGAGUGACAGAUUGAAAAUUGUUUUCAUGUUGUGUCUUGCUUUCGUCACAACAGGAGGACAACAUUUUGAAAGUAAAGUGGCCCAGUUACUCCAAGACGAAACGGAGGAUAUUAAAUGUUUUGUGGAGGGAAAGGAUCUCACAUGCUUUUGGGAAGAGGAGGAAGAGAAGAAUAAUUUACACGAUCAAUAUACCUUCACGUAUUCAUACGAGAAUAAGAACAAGAUGCCUUGUGCGGUUUCAUCUCUGUCUUUACUGGCCAGUAACAAAACCAUCUUCUUCUGCAAACUGUCCAAACCCCCAUUCUUCGCGACUCUUAAUGUGCAGGUUCUUCGUGAUGGCCGGAUGCUCUACAGUCGUAGCCUAAAUGCUGAGAAUUUCCUGUUUCUAGAUCCUCCCCGAAACCUCACGGUCCUGAGCUCAGGGAAGGAAGGGCAGUUGAACGUGAGCUGGCUGCCUCCUCCGCUCAAAUACAUGGAUGACAGUAUGAUAUACGAGGUCAGAUACGCAGUGGAGGGAAGUAACAUGGGCAAGGUGGAGGUCAUAAAGGUCAGCACAAUGCUGGUUUUGCUUGGCUUACAGUCCGAUACCAGAUACAAGGUGUGGGUCCGUGUCAAACCUGAUGGAGUUUCCUACAAAGGCUACUGGAGUGCUUGGACCGAGCCUGUGUUUGGAGUUACGCCGCCAAGCGACAUGGAUCCACUGAUCGUGUUACUGGUUCUUUUCAUCGGACUGAUCCUCUGCCUGCUGUCUCUGACUGUGUUUCUGUCUCAGCACAAGUUUCUUCUUAAGAAACUCUGGCCUGACAUCCCGACACCAGAGCACAAGUUUCCAGGUCUUUUUACUGUCUACAAAGGGGAUUUUAAGGAGUGGAUGAGCCAAAAUAAUGGCAGCAUGUGGGGCAGAUCAGUCCAUGUGUACACAGAGGAGCUUGCUUCACCGCUGGAGGUUUUAUCCGAGGUUUCCCUGACCAGCCACGGCACGUCCCAGAGAGAGGAGAGGAAACCUCCGGAGGAGGAAGAGGAGAAAGAGAGCGAGCGUUCGGACUCGGGGUUAACGGACAGAUGGCGAGAACCUCCUCAAGCUCACUGGCUCAUGGAGCAACUGAAGGCUCUUCAAGAAAACCCCGAAUCUCGUUCCCAGUCAUCGUUACUGCAGUCACACGACACCUACGUCACCCUCAAUCAAGGAGACAACGAGCGGCAGGCGGACGAUGUCUUUGAGGAGACGUUACCGCUCCAGACACUCUUCACCACCGCAGGAACGUCGUCCUUGAGCACCUCACGCUCCGACCUCGGCUCCCUGCAGCAGAGCUCGGGUUCGGGCAGACUGUCGUCGCAAUCCAGCUUUGAGUAUCCCAACCACACCUGGCCCCCCAAAGGGCCGGGGUACGCCUACAUGGCGGUCGCAGACUCAGGGGUCUCUAUGGACUACAGCCCGAUGAGCUCCAGCAGGAUCGCAGAGCUCGGGAGACACAGGAUGUACACAAAUGAUUACAAAAAUGAGAUUUUUCCCCACAAGUGGCCAUUCUCUGGUCAAUACAUUAAAUCUGGAUCAGAGUCAUGCGCGGGUCCCGUUUGGUAAACCCGCAAUACCUAGAGAUAGUCCAAUCAAAAAUGAAUACUCCUUCAUUAUUUGCUUACCUUCAUGUCAUCAAACCUGUAUGACUUUCUUUCUUCUGUGGAACAUAAAAGAAGAUAUUUUGAAGAAUAUCUGACUUCCUUUUUCUUUUCAUCUAUACAAUAGAAGUAAAAAAUAACCAAUAUGUACAGGACGUGAUCUGGAUACUACUACUACGACUACAAAUUCACAUCAGGAUCUUACUGGUUUCUGUUUGAGACAUGACGUUUAAGGACACUAAUAUGAAAACACUAGGAUCUUUCAGAUAUAAAAACAAACUCCAUCAGAUAAAAUAAGCUAACAUUUUAGCAUUACUAUGGCAGCUGUUGAUGAAACAUUUUUGUACAGUAUACCACUAAAAUACCAGUGGAGAUUUUUCUUUUUUUUGGUCUUUAAUUACAACUACAUUUAUUGGUGGCACUUUUUUUUGUAGUGAGAAAAAUUGAAUAAGUUGGAUAAUUGUUUUUUUAAGCCUCUUUGUGGAAAGUGCCUGAUGGCAGGUCAUAUAUCAUUAUGUUUUGGGGUUUCCCCAAGUCUGAAUCUGUCUUGUAAAUUGUACAUAAUAUAUUUUUUAAAUGUAAAUAACAGUUUUCUAUUCUGUUUUUGUGGUUUAAGUAAAUAUGUAUCUUUCAGAUCUGUAAAACAUUAAAGCCUAGAGGAGAAAGUCAGACUCAACAACCAUUAGGCAUCUUCAUAGGCUCCUUCAUGUAUGAAGGAUAAUUCAUCCAUCCCUUUUUAGUUCUUCUGGUGCAUUCUGGGAAUGCUUGUAUGGUUGAUUUGGAACAGGCCAUUUCUCUUAAAGUCACCAUGACAUUAUUGACAUUUGCAAUUCAUUUUUCUUUCAUAAGUGACAUUUCUGAGUGAAACAGAAUUUUCUAACACAACAUGUAGGGAGACCUGAUUAGAUCGAGAACAGUGGGCGUUUCAUACAAGCGUUUGCGGUUGAUUAUGGAGGACUACACCCUUCCUAAAACACCACUAGUACCCAAUAGUUGAAACUUAACCUACCUGUACUUUGGUGACAUUAACUGAAAAAGAAAGUCAUUUUUACUUUUAGUUCUGUACUCAUGAAUCAUUCGCAAUAAUGUGUUUGUAUGGUCAAAUUACUGUUCAGAAACCUCCAGCAUCAGUUUUACUUUAGUUUGUCAGCUUUCUUUAUGUGUUCUGUAUUCUGUAAUCCGUAAGGUUAAACCAAAUGUGUUGAAUUUGUGAACAACUUUGAGUUAGCCAAGGUAAAUUGGCAAUACCAUUUUUAGUAUAGAAACUUGCAAAAAGGAUAUGUAUGUUUCUGACACAUUUCUUUGUAAUGUAGUCCUGUCUAUCCAAUGGAGUGUUUUAUUUCAUAAUUGCAUUGGUAAUAAGAUUGAAAACGUAUGAAUUAAUCAGUUUCUAAAUAACUAUUUGUGUUUCUUUCUAUCAACAAUAAAGCUCCUAUUUUGUUCUAAAA